Messenger RNA from Vigna unguiculata (cowpea), 774 nucleotides. Lineage: Eukaryota; Viridiplantae; Streptophyta; Magnoliopsida; Fabales; Fabaceae. The record is from RefSeq and is a predicted model, not a curated record.
AUGCCAGCAACCCGGGUUGUGGAGAAAAUCUUGAGAUCAUUGACAGAUGAUUUUGAGAGCAUUGUAUGCGCCAUCAAGGAGUCGAAGGACCUGUCAGUUCUCUCAAUGGAAGAACUUGUCGGAGCCGAGGUCCUGGAGGUAGAGGACGAGGUGGCAGAGGACGAGGUGGGCGAGGUCAAGGUGGACAUGAAAGAGGUGAUGUUGAAGAGAGCACGGAUCAAACCAAGCAGUAGAAUUGGCAUGGUCGUGGUCAAGAAAGGGGCCAAGGAAAUUGGUAUCGGUCAUAUAGCCAAAUAUUGUCAAUCGGAAAAAAAGGAGAAAAAUCUUCUCACUGAGGAAGAUGACGAGGAAGAGAUAAGGAUUUUAAUGAUGAUGCAAAACUCAGAUGCUGAACUCAAGAGCGGAACGAGCAAUCACAUGUGUGGAGAUGAGAGUUUCUUCAGCGAACUCACCAAGGUGGAGGUCGGAUUAGUGUCAUGUGGAGAUGAUUCCAAGAUGGUGAUUAAAGGGCGUGGAACAAUUCGGCACAUGCAGAAGGAUGGAUGGGUUGGAGAAAUCAAGGAUGUCUACUAUGUUCCUGAGUUGAAGAAAAAUAUUUUGAGCAUAGGUCAGAUAGUGGAGAAAGGGAACCAGGUACUGUACUUAAAGGACAAGCACGGUCAGCUAGCAGCCCGGGUAGAAAAGAAGAAAAAUCGGAUGUACAAAUUGGAGUUGAGCAUCCUACAGAAAAGGUGUUUGAAACGUGUGGACAGUGAAGGCGGUGCAGGAAGUUGA